This is a messenger RNA of Sclerotinia sclerotiorum 1980 UF-70, 393 nucleotides long. RefSeq lists its product with no specific name. The record is from RefSeq and is a predicted model, not a curated record. NCBI's taxonomy places the organism in Eukaryota, Fungi, Ascomycota, Leotiomycetes, Helotiales, Sclerotiniaceae. The coding region runs from base 1 to 393 and encodes 130 amino acids. The transcript is spliced from 2 exons.
AUGUCAUCCAAAACUCAAUCACGAGGAUCAUCACCCAAAGUGUCUGCUCGACCCAAACUUAUGAGAGCACAUGCCACCGCACCUUCAUUAGUCACGGGCAACGCAUCUCGCAAAGAUCUUGCCAAUCUUCAAUCCUCGUCGAAAGCAGCUUCGAUUCUCACCCGCGUGGCUAGCUACUCGGCCCAGCAGGAUCAUGGAAGUCCGAGAAGUACCAGUAGUGCGUACUCGACCCCCGGAAACCGAAGUCCGAGGAGUCCGGAGAGUGGAUUGGCGAGAAGCUGUAAGGAUGAGUUGAAAAAUAUGCAGCAGUAUCAGUUUUUCCCAGCUUUGAAGAUUUUCAAGGAUACCAAGAGCCGACUGAGAGGAUGGAACGAAAGAGCGUUUCGUGAGUGA